AAAAACAAAAACCAGAGGUUUCUAAACUGCAACUCCUCCAUUAAUAUUUUGUGUCUUCAUCUUUACAUUCGAAGAUUUCGCAGAAGACAGAGAUUGAAGGAUGGUCGCAUUUGGCAAGAAGUUGAGAGAAUCGCAGAUUCCAGAAUGGCGAGAGUACUAUAUUAAUUAUAAGUUAAUGAAGAAGAAAGUUAAAAGAUAUACCCAACAAAUAGAGAUUGGAACACAAAAUGACUACUAUGUGCUUAGAGACUUCUCAAGAUUAUUAGAUAUUCAGAUUGAAAAGAUUGUAUUGUUUUUGUUGGAGCAACAAGGGCUACUUGCAAGGAGGUUAUCUAGACUUGGUGAAGAACAAAAUGGCCUUUCCCAACAGCUUACAGAAACAAAAGUUGAUGAACUACAGGAACAAUACAGAGCAGCUGGAGAAGAUCUUCUGAGGCUUCUCGCUUUUGUGGAGAUGAAUGCAAUUGGUCUACGCAAGAUAUUAAAGAAGUUCGAUAAACGUUUUGGCUACAAGUUUACAGAUUAUUAUGUCAAAACUCGUGCUAAUCAUCCUCAUUCCCAACUGAAACAAGUUUUUAAGCAAGUGGGUAUAGUUGCUGUUGCUGGUGCCAUAUUUCGUAAUCUUGCAGAGCUUGAAGAUCAUAAAGGGAGUUACAUCUCAAUAUAUGAUCAACUUGACCUUUCACAUAAGGCCCCUGUAAUUGAAUCCAUCAAAGAAGCUCUAAAAAGAUUAUCAAACUCAACAAAUUUUCUUCAAUUCUUGGGAAAACAUGCCAUGCUUUUGGAAGAUGGAUUAUCAGAUACUCCUGAGAGCUACGUUGAUGAAAGAUAUCAUUUUAUGUCACUUGUUCUGAACUUAGGAAACACAUUUUUGUAUAUGGUAAAUACAUAUAUUAUUGUCCCAACAGCUGACAACUACACCAUGAGCCUGGGAGCUGCCGCUACUGUCUGUGGCAUUGUGAUUGGGGCAAUGGCUGUGGCGCAGGUGUUUUCUUCUGUUUAUUUCAGUUCUUGGUCAAACAGAUCAUACAUGCAGCCACUUGUUUUUAGUAGCAUCAUUCUUGUUGUGGGAAACACAUUGUAUGCACUGGCAUAUGAUCUCAAGUCAAUCACUAUUCUUCUCGUUGGCCGCCUUUUUUGUGGGUUGGGUUCUGCAAGAGCAGUUAACAGGCGCUAUAUUACCGACUGUGUGCCAUUAAAGUUACGAAUGCAAGCUUCUGCUGGAUUUGUUAGUGCAAGCGCGCUGGGAAUGGCAUGUGGUCCAGCUCUUGCUUGUUUUUUUCGAAGAAAUUUCAAGAUAUCAUCUAUUACAUUUAAUGAGGACACUUUGCCUGGUUGGACCAUGGCUCUUGCAUGGCUCGUUUAUCUCGUAUGGUUGUGCAUUUGUUUCAAAGAGCCUCCUUCGCUCAUGCCAUCGGAACCUAAUACUGGGAAAACUGUAAAACUUAUUUUGGAGAAUGGUUGUACACGACCACUACUUUUAAACGAACAUGCGAAGCAAGAAUGUGCUGACCAAGAAUGUGACGACGACGAUGAUGAUGAUGAAGGAUCUUCUAAAAGAAAUCGCAAACCAGUCGAUUCAAUAAUAUCAGCUUAUAAGUUACUUACACCGUCUGUCAAGGUGCAACUAUUUGUAUAUUUUAUGCUCAAAUAUGCAAUGGAGAUUGUACUUGCCGAAUCAAGUGUAAUCACUGGCUACUACUUUGUCUGGUCGACCACCAAUGUUGCAGUCUUUCUCGCAUGCCUUGGCUUGACAGUGCUCCCUGUAAACAUCAUUGUUGGGAGCUACCUCAGUAACUUAUUUGAAGAAAGGCAACUUCUUCUUGCAUCUGAAAUUAUGGUUUGCGUAGGCAUAAUUUUAAGCUUCCAUACUUCGAUUCCUUACUCAGUACCUCAAUAUGUGUGCUCAGCUCUAAUCACCUUUGUUUCUGCUGAAAUCCUUGAAGGUGUAAACUUGUCACUUCUCUCUCGAGUUAUGUCGUCAAGACUUUCGCGUGGGACUUUUAAUGGUGGCCUACUUUCCACCGAAGCUGGAACUAUAGCUCGAGUCAUCGCUGAUGGCACGAUAACGUUGUCGGGGUACUUUAGUGAAAGUAAGCUCUUGAAUGUUACCUUAAUUCCUUCACUUAUUAUUUGUGUAUAUGCCAUUGUAGCAACAUGUUUUACCUACAACUCUCUUUACUAAUUUUCUUUUUUUAUUAUUAGUUAUGAAAAGUUGUACAAAAUAAUACUGCGAUGUACUAUAAAAAUAGCAGUGGAUUA
Messenger RNA from Cucurbita maxima (winter squash), 2262 nucleotides. Its product is annotated as SPX domain-containing membrane protein At4g22990-like. Gene Ontology annotation, cellular component: membrane. The record is from RefSeq and is a predicted model, not a curated record. Gene Ontology annotation, biological process: transmembrane transport. Gene Ontology annotation, molecular function: transmembrane transporter activity. NCBI's taxonomy places the organism in Eukaryota, Viridiplantae, Streptophyta, Magnoliopsida, Cucurbitales, Cucurbitaceae. The transcript is spliced from 11 exons. Bases 101 to 2185 code for a protein of 694 amino acids.